Diversispora eburnea is the source of this 900-nucleotide messenger RNA. Lineage: Eukaryota; Fungi; Glomeromycota; Glomeromycetes; Diversisporales; Diversisporaceae. The record is from the annotation of a GenBank genome assembly.
AUGUCUCAAAUGUCUGUAGAUAAUGUCGUAAAGGUCGCAAACAUUUCACCGCUUGUAUCAGAACCUAUUUUAAAAGAAUUAUUCGAAUAUUUGGGUGAAGUUGAAAAUAUAAAUCUAUACAACAGUCCUCACGGCGAUGGUGUUCAAGAAUGUAUGAUAGAGUUUAGGGAGACGGAAUCGGCUAUAACGGCCUUACAUUUGACUGGUGUGGAAAUAGGGGGUCGAUCUUUAAUGGUUUCAUCGACUACUCUAAACGUUAAUACGAGUUCAUAUCAAACACAACUUCCGAUUUUACCUCAAAUUCUUCCACAAACGAUAUCUCCACCUAGACCACUUCCAACAAAACAGCCACAAUCUAUGCCCACAAGACCAAUUAUAUCACCUUUGGCCUUAUCAUUUUCUGCAACUUCUCUAGCUGCCUUAAGAGCAAAUCCUUCUAUUUCUCCUACUGUUGCUCAAUUUGAUCCCGCGAAGGCAGAAGAAAUUUCGAGAACUGUUUAUAUAGGAAAUAUCAAUUCUUCAAUAUCAGAACCAGAAUUGACACAAUUCUUUUCAGCAUGUGGGCCAGUUGCUUACGUAAAAAUGGCGGGAGAUCCUGCUCAACCGACAAGAUUCGCAUUUUUAGAGUUUGCAACUUUUGAAGGAGCCCAAGCCGCUAUGCAAAUGAAUGGAGUUAUGUUGGCUACUAUGCGUCGUGUUAGGGAAGCCCAAUUAAGAAUUGCAAAUAGAUUAAAUACUGAUGGUCCGACAGCAGAUAAUUCUCCUUCCACAUCUACUAAUGAUGUUGAAAUGACGGAUGUUAAUUCACCAGCUGCUGAACAAAAUGUACCUCGUAGUCGAUCUAAAUCCGACAUACACGUCGAUCCCGAUCCCGUUCAAGAGAACGUGAAAGAGGUUUGA